GCCGGGUGUCAAUCAGAUUAUUUCUCACCACACAGCCACGAAAAGAUGAGCUCCGCUACUGAUCAACGUUUGGAACAUCUGUUGACUGCCGUUGAGAACGAAUUUCAGAAGGGCAGUGAGAAAGGGGAUGUUACGGAAAGGGAUAUCAAACUCAGUUUGGAUGAUUGUGAACUCUGGACAAAGUUUAAAGAGCUCACCAAUGAGAUGAUCGUCACGAAAACGGGGAGACGGAUGUUCCCAGUGCUACGGGUGAAUAUUGCUGGAUUGGACUCUAAUGCCAUGUACUCUGUACUUUUGGACUUCGUGGCUGCAGACAAUAAUCGUUGGAAGUACGUAAAUGGGGAAUGGGUUGCAGGCGGUAAACCCGAACCACAGAGUCCCAGUUGCGUCUACAUUCACCCGGACUCACCCAAUUUUGGAGCGCACUGGAUGAAGGCCCCGGUCUCUUUCAGUAAAGUGAAACUCUCCAAUAAAUUGAAUGGCGGUGGACAGAUAAUGCUGAACUCUCUGCACAAAUAUGAGCCCCGUAUUCACAUCGUGAAAGUCGGUGGUGUUCAAAAAAUGAUAAGCAGUCAGUCCUUCCCAGAGACGCAAUUUAUUGCUGUCACUGCAUACCAAAAUGAAGAGAUCACAGCGCUGAAGAUAAAACACAACCCAUUUGCCAAAGCAUUCCUAGACGCCAAAGAAAGGAGUGAUCAUAAAGACAUAGUCGAUCAUCCUACUGGAACUCAGCAAUCUGGUUAUGCUCAGAUUGGCAGCUGGUUUCUGCCCAACAGUACUUCCAUGUGCACAAGCACUAACCCAUCCCAGUUCAGUGGGGGCCACAGCCUGUCGUCAGGCUCCUACUGUGAGAGAUACUCUUCUCUGAGGGGUCAUAGGUCCUCCCCAUACCCGAUACAUUACCCUCACCGCAGCCCCAAUGCCAACGCCUAUAUGGACAACUCCUCAGCCGGGCUAGCAGGCUCCGAGAGCUGGUCUUCCUUACAGAUCCCUAGCCCCAGUAGCAUGGGCUCUCUGCCACACACAUCUAAUGGCACCACCAGUCCCAGUCAGUACCCUGGCCUGUGGUCGGUGACGGGGGCCCCUCUGACCUCGGCCAGCCCUCCAUCGGGCUCCUUGACCGGGGGUCUGACGUCCCAGUUCCUGCGCAGCUCCCCUGUCUCCUACACCAGCCUGAGCUCUUCCUCUAUGACCCCUUCCUCUUCCUCGCCCAUGUACGACACAGGGCUCGGCGAGGUGGGUGGAGGCGGCGAGGCUCAGUUUGAGAGCUCCAUCGCCCGCCUCACGGCCUCGUGGACAACGCCGGUGGCCCAGAGUUACUGAGGGUCAGUGUUGUAGACGGACACGUCCUCUCUCUCUCUCUGGCCAGCCGACCUGCAUGGCUUCUCUCAGAGGAAGCCAAACUGACUGAUUGAAAAACAGAAUAGACAUUCCAUAAGAAGGGUUGAAGGACCACAGGUUAUAUGUUGCUCCUAACUGAAUUGGUAACCAUUUGCUGGCAUAACUAAAUGUUUAAAUGGAACAAAAUAAAUAUAUAUAAAUAAGAUCCAACCAUUCUUAUUGGGAUGUCUGUGGAACUGGGAUAUAACUAAUAAUAAUAAUAAUAAUGCUAAUGACCUUAACACUGGAUGUCUAUUUAUUUUUAAUAAUUGUAUUCCAUGACUUCUUUCCAUGAUUUGAAUGUUCUAUAUUACCUAUAUAAAGUGUUUAUGACAGCAGAAAGUUUGCUUAUGUCCAACUUGAAUUGGUUUGUUGUAUAUAAUUAUUCCUUUUCUGUGUCUGUGAUGAAAGAAGUGUCUCAUGUUCUGUCCAAAUCAAAUGUCAUGGCACCUUAUUCGAUAUAUGUGCCUUAAAAUGCAAUGUGCUGGAAACUCAAAAUAAUGUACAUAUACAUACUCUUUUUGUUCAAGACCCAAUACUUGUGACUUUUAUUUAUGUUAUUGUAAAAAAAAUAAAUUAAACA
Molecule: messenger RNA, 1963 nt
Organism: Alosa alosa (allis shad)
Lineage: Eukaryota; Metazoa; Chordata; Actinopteri; Clupeiformes; Clupeidae
Product: T-box transcription factor T-A-like
Exons: 8
Coding region: 46-1323 (425 amino acids)
Biological process (GO): cell fate specification; regulation of transcription by RNA polymerase II; heart morphogenesis
Cellular component (GO): nucleus
Molecular function (GO): DNA-binding transcription factor activity, RNA polymerase II-specific; RNA polymerase II cis-regulatory region sequence-specific DNA binding
Source: RefSeq, a predicted model, not a curated record